AUGUCAGGAGCUCAAGUGUCUGGGGCCAACAGUCUCAGCCUUGACCGUCACCCUUCUGCCCAUCACUACUGGUUCAAUUGGCCAGAGGAAAAAAAAAUUAUAAAGUUUUUCCUCAUGGUGAAUAAACAAGGGCAGACCCGACUUUCUAAGUACUAUGAGCAUGUGGAGAUUAAUAAGUGUACGCUUCUGGAAACAGAAGUCAUAAAGAGCUGUCUCUCUCGAUCCAAUGAACAGUGCUCUUUCACUGAAUAUAAGGACUUUAAGCUGAUAUACCGGCAGUACGCAGCUCUCUUCAUUGUGGUUGGAGUUAAUGACACAGAGAACGAGAUGGCAAUUUAUGAAUUCAUCCAUAACUUUGUGGAAGUUUUAGAUGACUACUUCAGCCGAGUGAGUGAACUAGAUAUAAUGUUUAAUUUGGAUAAAGUACACUUCAUUUUGGAUGAGAUGGUAUUAAAUGGCUGCAUUGUGAAAACAAAUCGGGCAAGAAUUCUUGCCCCUCUGCUAAUUCUUCAUAAGAUGUCAGACAACUGA
Molecule: messenger RNA, 531 nt
Organism: Cervus elaphus (red deer)
Lineage: Eukaryota; Metazoa; Chordata; Mammalia; Artiodactyla; Cervidae
Product: AP-4 complex subunit sigma-1-like
Exons: 2
Coding region: 1-531 (176 amino acids)
Biological process (GO): vesicle-mediated transport; protein transport
Cellular component (GO): intracellular membrane-bounded organelle
Source: RefSeq, a predicted model, not a curated record